Molecule: messenger RNA, 2281 nt
Organism: Sitophilus oryzae (rice weevil)
Lineage: Eukaryota; Metazoa; Arthropoda; Insecta; Coleoptera; Curculionidae
Product: heat shock protein 68-like
Exons: 11
Coding region: 164-2053 (629 amino acids)
Biological process (GO): protein refolding; cellular response to unfolded protein
Cellular component (GO): cytoplasm
Molecular function (GO): misfolded protein binding; heat shock protein binding; ATP binding
Source: RefSeq, a predicted model, not a curated record
UCGAACACCAGUCAUUUUCAAACCAACGGCCAACAGGAUUUUCUUGAUUUUCCGCGUCAAAAUCAAAGUCAAAUUCAAAUUUACAGUGUUCUAGUUUAUGCUUCGGAGAAACUCCUACAUAUUACUUUAAUAUUCAAGGUUUAUAAAAAAAUAUUAGAUCAAAAUGGUAAAGACACCAGCUAUCGGUAUUGAUUUGGGUACCACAUAUUCGUGCGUUGGAGUUUGGCAACAAGGAAAAGUUGAAAUAAUAGCCAAUGAUCAAGGAAACAGGACAACUCCCAGUUAUGUGGCCUUUACCGACACUGAAAGACUCAUAGGGGACGCAGCUAAGAAUCAAGUAGCUAUGAACCCAAACAACACAGUCUUCGAUGCAAAAAGGCUAAUCGGGCGCAAAUAUGAUGAUCAGAAAAUCCAACAAGAUAUGAAAUUAUGGCCUUUCAAGGUGAUUAAUGAUGGAGGAAAGCCCAAGAUUCAAGUUGAUUUCAAAGGUGAAAUAAAAAGAUUUGCGCCAGAAGAAAUUAGUUCGAUGGUUUUGACUAAGAUGAAAGAAACUGCGGAGGCAUACUUGGGAAAAACUGUCAAUGAUGCUGUUAUCACCGUACCUGCUUAUUUCAAUGACAGUCAGCGUCAAGCUACCAAAGAUGCCGGCACUAUUGCUGGUAUCAACGUGUUGCGAAUUAUAAACGAACCGACAGCCGCCGCUUUGGCAUACGGCCUGGAUAAAAAUUUGAGAGGAGAAAAAAACGUCCUGAUUUUCGACCUGGGAGGGGGUACGUUUGACGUAUCCAUUCUUACGAUCGAUGAAGGGUCAUUGUUCGAAGUAAAGGCCACGGCUGGAGAUACGCACUUGGGAGGCGAGGACUUCGAUAAUAGAUUAGUAAACUACUUUGCCGACGAAUUCAAGAGAAAAUUCAAAAAAGACUUGCGAGGAAAUGCCAGAGCCGUGAGGCGAUUGAGAACUGCAGCUGAAAGGUCAAAAAGAACUUUAAGCUCUAGCACCGAAGCUACUCUUGAAAUCGAUGCCUUAUUUGAGGGCAUCGAUUAUUACACUAAAAUAUCGCGAGCUCGUUUCGAAGAAUUGAAUUCGGAUUUAUUCAAAAGUACUUUGGCACCAGUUGAGAAAGCUCUAAAAGAUGCCAAUAUGGGCAAAAGUAGCAUUCACGAUGUAGUUUUGGUCGGUGGGUCCACGAGAAUUCCAAAAAUACAAUCGCUGUUGCAAAACUAUUUUCAAGGGAAGAGUUUAAAUCUAAGCAUUAAUCCCGAUGAGGCGGUUGCUUAUGGCGCCGCUGUUCAAGCGGCCAUUUUGAGUGGCGAUCAGAGUUCUAAAAUACAGGACGUUCUACUGGUCGAUGUCACACCUUUAUCAUUGGGUAUUGAAACAGCUGGAGGCGUGAUGUCCAAAAUAGUGGAGAGAAAUGCCAGAAUUCCAUGCAAACAAACCCAAACCUUCACUACCUACUCCGAUAAUCAACCAGCAGUAACCGUACAAGUUUUUGAAGGCGAAAGAGCAAUGACAAAAGACAACAACUUGUUAGGAACAUUUGACUUAAGUGGCAUACCUCCUGCACCUAGAGGCGUGCCCAAGAUCGACGUAACCUUCGAUAUAGACGCCAACGGAAUUCUCAAUGUGACAGCCGUCGAAUCUGGUACAGGACGAUCUAAGAAUAUCACUAUCAAAAAUGAUAAAGGCCGUUUAUCUCAAAGGGAAAUUGAAAGAAUGCUUGCAGAAGCAGAACAGUAUAAAGAAGAGGAUGAGAUGCAAAGAGACAAAGUCUCGAGCAGAAAUAAAUUGGAAUCUUACGUUUUCAGUCUUAGACAAGCUGUGGACGAUGCCGGAGGUAAAAUAAACGAUUCCGAUAAACGUAGGGUUCAGAAGGAAUGCGACAAUUGUAUUAAAUGGCUGGACAGUAAUCAGAUGGCUGAAAAAGACGAAUACGAAUAUAGACUGAAAGAACUACAAAAUAUAUGCAGUCCUAUAAUGACCAAACUGCACCGAGGAGGAAGGGGUGCAAGUGGAGAACAAGAGGGUCCCACAAUUGAGGAAGUUGACUAAGAUGGCUCAAUAUUGUUCCGGUUUCCAUAUUUCCUUUAAUUUUUAACGCAAUCAUUAAUUGUUGUUAAUAUGUGCUUAAUAGAAAAGAAAUUAUGUAUCGCGUACUGUUCCAAUUUGAUUGUAGUAUUCACUGUUACUCUGAAAUUCGUCAACAUUCAAUUUUUAUAAUAUAUACCUUUUCAAUUCAAAAUAGUAUUAUCAAAACUCACUAUAUUAUUAUGAAAACUC